GAAUUGAGUGCCCAGCUCCUACCGUCUCCCUCACCUCGCUGUCGCGAUGUAGCGAUUCACCCCAUUUUACUACGUGUAGCCACUUGCUCUAUGCUUGGUAUAUGCGAAGGCUUUUCUUGUGUGACCAUUACCACCUUCUACACUUUUACAUUGGUGACCUACGCAGGGACCGUAUCGACGACGUGCGGAUACACGACAAGUACUUCGCCUGGUUCAAGCCCAACGAAAGCGCGAACAAAGAGAGGAAGAAGAGGCUCCUUGGAGUUUUGAAGUUUCAACCCUUAAAUCCUGCAGCUAGUGAGCCAGCGUUCGAACUGGAGCCACCCGCCACCCUCACAAAAGUUCAUAACGUAGGUAGACGAAGAGCGUUGGCUACUGAUCCAAUUCUCACUAUCUUGAUGGAUCGAUAUUCGGAUUCUGUGUCUGCAUCGAUAAAAAUGUAUUGUCACCACAACCGGUACGAAAAGCAGGGACUUGGUUUCGCUCAUCACUGCUACUACGCCCCUUGGCAGCAAGGCUGCAGGCAAGACCUGAUGCUUUGGAGAGAGGUGGCUAAACAACGAAUGGAUCGGGAAUACCGCUUGGUGACGGUACCAUUCCCUGCGCUCAUCAUCCAAGCAGAGGAAGAGUUUGAUCGCACCUUUGUGCAUGGAAAUGCUAGGGACCUGUAUACCGUAUCCGACUACAAGGCAGCGGAUCACAUUACAGCGUAUGUCGUACAUUCCCAUGACGACAAUGGUGAGAAUACGUCGCAAACUGAAGUCGUACACGGAAGGGUUAAACCUUCCGCUCUGAACGAUACAGACUGGAGAACCUUGGCUGAAAGUACGCUUGGCAAGGGCAAGAUGAUCUUCGAUCAUGGAUUCUUUCAUGAUAUCACAGCUAAGAGACGACACCAGAGUUACACCAACUUGACGAAGUCCGAUCAGUACAUGAAUGGACAGAAUAACUCGUGGGCACUCGUAGCUGGAGGAAACCCUACCUCCAUCCGGCCAUACAUGGAUGCGUACGGGGAUGAGCCGUUCGCAGCCACAAUUGUUCCAUAUACGGCCGUGAAGAAGAAUAAUGAUGGAACCUUGGAUCCGAUCCUCGAAAAUGGCAUGAAGUACCAAGACCUGAGGGAUGCCCACAGCAACUUGAAGCCGAUCUUCGACAAGGUAGUCACAAAGGAUGGACAACACGAAAUCCCAGGAUUUGCUGCUGAAUGCCAUCUGAUUACUGAAAACCCUGUCGAACAAGCUCUUGUAGGGAGAUUGCCAUGGGAUGAUCACUCCGUUCUCAUCGAAGCUUCACUCUUGCUCGAAAUGAAUGACGACGAAUUCCAUGAUUGGUAUCGACGACAUCAGCAAGAAAUUUGGCAUCAACAUCAACGCGCUUUCACUGAUGUCAUCUCUAAAGAAUCGGCUUAUGGUGAAAAAUCGUACUAUUAUGUAGCCUCUGUAGAACCGGCAGCUGGACAGAAACGAAAAUAUGCUUCAGCCGAUGAAGAAGAAGGAAUGCUGGGAUUCUCUACAGACACCAGCGGUGAAGAUGCUACUCCCCCUCCAUCGCCCCAACCCCCGAGCCGUGCCCCCUCUCCCCCAGAAACCAGACGUGUAAAGCGAAGAAGACGCGAACUCACGGAACAAGAUAGAACAUUGAACGACGAAAGGGAUGAGAACGAGGGAGUUACGGGCGUAAUGAGAGGUGGCCUUUCCAACAGUCGAGGUCUCCCUGGGCGACCAAGAGGUUCAAGAAGAAUACGUGAAGUUAUUCCUGGAGAGAGACGCAGUGGAAGGCUUGCUGGUCGGAGUUCUCAACCAGAGUCGUAAAGGAAGACGAUAAACGCAUUUCAUAACUUCGCAAACUUUUCGCGAAGUUAUGAUCGCAGCAAAAAGAGCAUUGUUGUUUGGAUUCUUGACUUUAAUUGAUCGGGCGAUCAAUUGACCAAAGUGGGGAGGAAUGUGAGAGUGAAAACACGUGACUUCAGGGUCACGUGCUGCCAACGUUUAGUAUUUAUAGCUUCUCUUCUGUAGACCUAAAAAUAUCAUCGAAUUUUCCA
Messenger RNA from Botrytis cinerea B05.10, 2041 nucleotides. RefSeq lists its product as hypothetical. NCBI's taxonomy places the organism in Eukaryota, Fungi, Ascomycota, Leotiomycetes, Helotiales, Sclerotiniaceae. The record is from RefSeq and is a predicted model, not a curated record. The transcript has a single exon. The coding region runs from base 102 to 1811 and encodes 569 amino acids.